This is a messenger RNA of Indicator indicator, 1896 nucleotides long. It is a transcript of the gene XKR6, whose product is annotated as XK related 6. The record is from RefSeq and is a predicted model, not a curated record. NCBI's taxonomy places the organism in Eukaryota, Metazoa, Chordata, Aves, Piciformes, Indicatoridae. The transcript is spliced from 3 exons. Gene Ontology annotation, cellular component: plasma membrane. Gene Ontology annotation, biological process: phosphatidylserine exposure on apoptotic cell surface; apoptotic process involved in development; engulfment of apoptotic cell. The coding region runs from base 1 to 1896 and encodes 631 amino acids.
AUGGCGGCCAAGUCGGAUGGCGGCGGCGGCGGCGUGGGCUUCGCCCAGCUGCACAACCUGGACGAGGCGGCGGCGGCGGCGGCGGCGGCGGGCGUCUGCGGCGGCACCGGCGGCGUCGGGGCAGCGGCGGCCGAGGGCGCGGAGGAGCCGGGCGGCAGCAGCUCCUUGCACAUCUGCCACUGCUGCAACACGUCGUCGUGCUACUGGGGCUGCCGGAGCGCCUGCCUGCGGAGCCUCUUCGGGCGGGCGGCCGCCGCCGCCGCCGCCGAACCGCUGGCCCCGCGCCCCGCCGCCGAGGGGCCGCCACGGGCGCCGGAGGGCGGUGAGGCGGCAGAACGACCGUGGCUGGACUGCCUGUGGAUCGUGCUGGCGCUGCUGGUGCUGCUGGGGGACGUGGGCACGGACCUGUGGCUGGCGCUGCACCACUACGGCCGGCGGGACUACGUCUGGUGCGGCCUGACGCUGGCCUUCGUGCUGCUGCCCUCGGUGCUGGUGCAGAUCCUCAGCUUUCGCUGGUUCGUGCAGGACUACACGGGCGGCGGGCUGGGAGCCGUGCAGGGCCUCAGCAGCCGCGGGCCGCCCAUGAUGGGGGCCGCCGUCCGGCGGGGGGGACCCGCCGGCGGGGUAGGAGGAGCCGCCGGCACCGCCACCCCCGGGGCGCAGCGCCUCUGCAGGAUCUCCGUCUGGGUCUGGCAGUCCGUCAUCCACCUGCUGCAGAUGGGGCAGGUCUGGAGAUAUAUCCGCACUAUGUACCUGGGGAUCCAGAGCCAGCGGCGGAAGGAACACCAGCGGCGUUUCUACUGGGCUAUGAUGUACGAAUAUGCAGACGUAAACAUGUUGCGCCUCCUGGAGACUUUCCUCGAGAGCGCCCCUCAACUGGUGCUACAGCUCUGCAUAAUGAUCCAAAAGAACCGUGCAGAAACUUUACCAUGUGUGUCCUCUGUGGCCUCCCUGAUGUCCCUGGCUUGGGUGCUAGCCUCCUAUCACAAGCUUCUUCGGGACUCUAGGGACGACAAGAAGAGUAUGAGCUACAGAGGGGCCCUCAUCCAUCUCUUCUGGCGCCUCUUCACCAUCUCAUCCCGAGUUAUUUCUUUUGCUCUCUUUGCUUCCAUCUUCCAGCUCUACUUUGGGAUCUUUGUAGUGGUCCAUUGGUGUGCCAUGGCUUUCUGGAUCAUCCAUGGUGGGACAGAUUUCUGCAUGUCUAAGUGGGAGGAGAUCCUCUUCAACAUGGUGGUAGGGAUUGUAUACAUUUUCUGCUGGUUUAAUGUCAAGGAAGGGCGGACUCGAUACCGAAUGUUCGCGUAUUACACGGUAGUGCUGACAGAGAACGCUGCCUUGACACUCCUUUGGUAUUUUUACAGAGAUCCUGACACUACUGACUCAUAUGCCGUGCCAGCACUGUGUUGUGUCUUUCUUAGCUUUGCUGCUGGGAUUGCUUUGAUGCUGUUAUAUUAUGGUGUGCUGCAUCCCAUGGGGCCAAGAGCUAAGAUCUUAGUCAGCUCCUGUUGCGCCGAGCUGCUCUGGGGCAUUCCUCUGCCCCCUGAUGUUGAGCCCAUGGCACCCCAAACCCCUGGGUACCGGGGGGCCCAGGCUACGCCUACCAGAGCGGUCACGGAGCAACAGGAGGAACUCACAGCUGACACUUGCUUGCCCGUUUUCCAGGUGAGAGCAAUGGUACCAUCUACUCCAUCUGGGCGACCCUACCCCCCCGAGGGGCCUCUCAUUAAAAUUGACAUCCCAAGAAAAAGAUACCCUGCAUGGGAUGCUCAUUUUGUAGACAGGAGGUUAAGAAGAACUAUCAACAUCCUCCAAUAUGUCACCCCCACAGCUGUAGGUAUUAGGUAUAGAGAUGGACCUCUCUUAUAUGAGUUGCUACAAUAUGAAUCUUCACUUUAA